AUGGUAAAAUGCGCCAUCAGCAAACCUCUUCCAAUUCUGCACAAAUAUUAUCAAUCAGGAGAUCCUGUAAUUGCUGGCAUAAUUUCUCAAAUCUACAUAUUUUCAGAUACGAUAACCUUCAAAAAAUCACCCACCCAUGAACUCUUUGACAACCGUAUCUAUUUCAUUGCAAGCUGGACAUAUCUUGCUUCAAUGGACCUUCUAUCAACACAGGGCAAUUUCAUCCCCAACUAUAAGUGUGACACCCAUAACAAUGUAGCAGCGGUUAUUGGGGGACCCAAUUCUGAUAUCUGUGCCAACAUGGCAACAAUUCUGAACAUCUACAAUAUUCCACAGUUCAUAUAUGGCUCUGCUCCAGGAACAAAUAACAAAAAUGAAAUGCCUUUCUUCUACCGAUUGUUUCCCAGUGGAGCUGUUCAAUAUCCAGGAAUUCUCCAGUUGUUGCUGCAUUUCAUGUGGACAUGGAUUGGAGUGAUUGUUCAGGAAGAUGAUAAUUCAGAGAGUUUUGUGCAAAAUGAACUUCCCACAUUUUCCCAAAAUGGCAUCUGCUUUGACUUCAUAGGAAGUUUUCCCAAAUUAACGUUUACAAGUGAGUUUACAGAAAUGCUUGAGAAGGGCCAUGAUAUGUUUCAAGUUGUCAUGGAAAGCACUGCCAAUGUUGUAAUCAUAUAUGGUGAAAUUCAAACCAUAAUGAAUUUGAGAACUUUGCUCUACCUCUCAAAAUUUGAGAAUAUGACGCUAAAGGCAAAAGUCUGGAUUAUGACUGCACAAAUGGAUUUCACAUCCGUUGGGAUUCAAAGAAACUGGGACAUUCAUUUCAUCCAUGGUGCUUUAUCCUUUGGAAUUCAUGGAAAGGAUGUCCCUGGAUUCCAGACAUUUCUCAAGAUCAGGAACCCUACCACAGAAAAAGGAGAUGGAUUUAUAUGGGAUUUCUGGGAAGAGGCGUUUGAUUGUUUCUUUCCCAACUCUGAAGUAGAUGGGCUGGCUAAGGGACCCUGUACUGGGGAGGAGAAGAUGGAAACUCUUCCUGGUACUGUGUUUGAAACGAGCAUGAGUGGCCACAGCUAUAGCAUCUAUAAUGGUGUCUAUGCUUUGGCUCAUGCUUUGCACAUCAUGCAUUCAUCUAAAUUCAAACACAGAGCAAGUGUGGACAAAAGGAGACGGGAUCUUCUUCAUCAACAGCCAUGGCAGCUUCACCACUUCCUGAGGAGUUUCUCAUUUAACAACACUGCUGGGGAAACAGUUUCCUUUGACCAAGAAGGGCAAUUAAUAGUUGGAUUUGAUAUUAUAAACUGGGUUACCUUCCCGAACCAGUCAUUCCUUAGAGUCAAAGUUGGAAGGGUAGACAUGAAAGAUUCCUCAAACAUAUCAUUCAGCAUUUUUGAGAAUUCCAUUGUAUGGCCCAGCAGCUUCAACCAGGCAUGGCCCUUUUCUCUGUGUAAUGACCAUUGCCAUCUGGGUUAUAGCAAGACCAAGAAAGAAGGGAAGCCAUUUUGCUGCUAUGAUUGCCUUCCAUGUCCAGAAGGGAAGAUUUCAAACCAGGAGGAUAUGGAUGACUGCUUUCAGUGCCCAGAUGAACAAUAUGCAGCCAAUGACAAGGACUUCUGCAUUCAAAAGACUAUGACCUUCUUAUCAUUUGAAGAACCUUUGGGAAUAACCUUGGUCGUAUUUGCUCUUUCCCUAUCUUCCAUUACAGCUUUGGUGCUUCAGAUCUUCAUUAAGCACAAGAGCACUCCCAUAGUCAAGGCCAACAACCAAAACCUCACCUACACUCUCCUCAUCUCCCUCUUGCUAUCAUUCCUUUGUGCUUUGCUAUUCAUCAACCGGCCUGAGAGAAUGACAUGUCUCCUUCGUCAAGUUGCUUUCGGUGUCAUUUUUUCAGUUGCGGUUUCUUGCGUAUUAGCCAAAACUAUCAUUGUUGUUCUAGCUUUCAUGGCCACCAAGCCAGGAUCUAGGAUGAGGGCAUGGGUGGGGAUAAAAUUGGCUUACUUCAUUGUUUUUUCCUGCUCCUUUAUUCAAGCCACUAUUUGUAUUGUGUGGUUGGCAAUCUCUCCCCCAUUCCCCGAUGUUGACAUGCACUCGAUGACUGAUGAAAUUGUUCUGGAAUGUAAUGAAGGUUCAACUGUCAUGUUCUACUGUGUCCUGAGCUUUAUGGGCUUCUUGGCCAUUGUCAGCUUCACUGUGGCUUUCCUAGCAAGGAAGUUACCAGACAAUUUUAAUGAAGCCAAAUUCAUCACCUUCAGCAUGUUGGUCUUCUGCAGUGUUUGGUUGUCUUUUGUCCCAACCUCCCUGAGCACGAAAGGGAAAUACACAGUGGUUGUGGAGAUCUUCUCGAUUUUGUCCUCCAGUACUGGACUACUGGGUUGCAUCUUCUGCCCCAAGUGCUUUAUCAUUUUGCUGAAGCCUGAGCUGAACAGCAGAGAGCAGCUAAUAAGGAAUAGGCAUUAA
Elgaria multicarinata webbii is the source of this 2448-nucleotide messenger RNA. RefSeq names its product vomeronasal type-2 receptor 26-like. Gene Ontology annotation, biological process: G protein-coupled receptor signaling pathway. The record is from RefSeq and is a predicted model, not a curated record. Gene Ontology annotation, cellular component: plasma membrane. The transcript has 6 exons. NCBI's taxonomy places the organism in Eukaryota, Metazoa, Chordata, Lepidosauria, Squamata, Anguidae. Bases 1 to 2448 code for a protein of 815 amino acids. Gene Ontology annotation, molecular function: G protein-coupled receptor activity.